AUGUUUCGCAUCAAGGGGGCCUAUCGUGCUGCUGCCGUGGUGUUCUUCACUCGCAAUGAUGAUGGCUCCGUUGCCAAAGUCCUUGUGGCUGUGGAGGAGAGAAAGGUGAAAGCAAGCUUCCUUGACCUUGAAGACAAGGGCAAGGUCGUAGAGCGCUUGGUGGUGUUUCCGAUGGGACGCAAGGAGAAGAAGGACAAGAACGAUCCGGUUGAAACGGCCAAGCGUGAGUACAUCGAGGAGACCCUUGACUAUGGCUCCCUGGCCAGGUAUUUGGACUUUGCAGAUUUCGAUGGUGGUGGUGACAGCGCAGCAGCCAGAUUGGCUCCAGGGAGCAAAGUGCCCAUGACAUGGAGUGGAGCCGACAACAUGGCUCUCUACUUCGCACCUGCUGGUCUCACGGUCCUUUUCUGUGAGGUGCCAGUGGCAGAGGCCGAUGAGCCAGGACAUGAGCCGCCUGCCAAGAAGCAGCGGCAAGAGGAGACAGCGGCCGAGCUGAAGGCGAUGCCGAAGCCGAGUCCAAGUUACCACGUCGGAAAGGUGGGACACUUGCAAUCCGUUUGGUUGGACGCACAGUCCUUGCGGACAGUCGCCGAAUCCAAGGACAAGGCUCCAAAGUUGAGUCUGCAGGGGCAAGACUGCCGAUUUUUCCCUACCAGUGCAAGUGUGCUCCGGCUUCCAGAGGCUCGUAAAUGGCUCGAAACGACGCCGAAUGCUUGA
Symbiodinium natans is the source of this 717-nucleotide messenger RNA. Lineage: Eukaryota; Dinophyceae; Suessiales; Symbiodiniaceae. The record is from the annotation of a GenBank genome assembly.